AUGGGUAUUUCGCGUGAUUCCCGCCACAAGCGCUCUGCUACCGGCGCAAAGAGAGCCACCUACCGUAAGAAGAGAGCCUUCGAGAAGGGUCGUCAGCCAGCCAACACUCGUAUCGGCAACAAGAGAAUCCACCUUGUCCGCACUCGCGGUGGAAACACCAAGUACCGUGCUCUGCGUCUCGAGUCCGGCAACUUCUCAUGGGCAUCUGAGGGCAUCUCCCGCAAGGUCCGCGUCGUCCGCGUCGUCUUCCACCCUUCCAACAACGAGCUUGUCCGCACCAACACCCUCACCAAGGCGGCCGUCGUCGAAAUCGACCCUGCCCCAUUCAGACAAUGGUACGAGGCCCACUACGGCCAGACCCUCGGCCGACGGCGCCAACAGAAGACCGAGACCGAGGAGGUGAAGAAGAGCAAGAGCGUCGAGAAGAAGCAGGCCGCCCGAUUCGCCGCAUCCGGCAAGGUUGACUCCGCCUUGGAGCGUCAGUUCGAGGCCGGCCGCAUGUACGCUGUUGUGUCGUCCCGCCCCGGCCAGAGCGGUCGUCUGGACGGAUACCUGUUGGAGGGUGAUGAGCUGGCAUUCUACCAGCGUGCGAUCAGGAAGUAG
This is a messenger RNA of Talaromyces proteolyticus, 603 nucleotides long. Its product is annotated as 40S ribosomal protein S8e. Gene Ontology annotation, cellular component: cytosolic small ribosomal subunit; ribosome. The coding region runs from base 1 to 603 and encodes 200 amino acids. NCBI's taxonomy places the organism in Eukaryota, Fungi, Ascomycota, Eurotiomycetes, Eurotiales, Trichocomaceae. Gene Ontology annotation, molecular function: structural constituent of ribosome. The record is from RefSeq and is a predicted model, not a curated record. The transcript has 2 exons. Gene Ontology annotation, biological process: translation; maturation of SSU-rRNA from tricistronic rRNA transcript (SSU-rRNA, 5.8S rRNA, LSU-rRNA).